CCUACAAAAAACCCCAGGUGGAGAACGUUCCCACGCAAAAGUCACUAACGCCCACGUCACCACCACAACCACCGCGAGGACCUCAAAUCCCACAGAUCGCUUCAAUGACACCGCCAACCAUGCCCACCCCUACGCCGGACGCCCCCCGUCCGCGGCCACAGCUCCUCCGCUGGCCUUCAGGCUGGACGCCAGCCUCCGAACUCCUCCUGAGGCUGUCGCGGAGGGAUAAUGAGACGAGGAGGGAGACGGAGAAUGAGACGGAGAAUGGGACGGAGAAUGAGACGGAGAGGGAAGCUCACAACAAUGGACGGUCGCCACUAUUAUCGGCUGCAUACUAUGAGGAUGAGGAUAGCGUACCCUCGCCCAUGUACACCGUCUCCGUCGAGCCCCCAAUCGCGGCGACCACAACAGCAUCACCAGCAACCACCGCAUUAUCACCACCACCUGCCACAACAACAACAACCACCGCCACCACUACCACCACCACCACCUCCCCCCUGUCCUCCCUCGUCCGCGCCCACGUAACGAUCCUCCGCCUCCUCGUCUCCUCCGCCCUCCUUUUCGCCCUCAUCCCCGUCCUCGCCCUCCUCGCCGCCGUCGUCCCCGCUCCCGCUCCCGCAAUCCUCACCAUCAUAUCCUCCUGCGCAAUCUUUCCCGCUGCUACAUUUACACUCAUUCUUGCGGUGAGGAGGAUGAGGAGGGAGGAGGGGAGGGUUAGGUGGGCCGCGGGGCAGUUGGAGAUGGGCGGUGCGGGGGAUGUGAGAGCGAGAGCGGGGUUGGAGAGGUUGUUGGGGCUAGCGUUGCCGGAGUAUGCCGAUAUUGAGCCGUUGCCGCCGUAUGACCCGAAGCCUGCUAUCGCACCUGAGACGCCGGCGGUGGUGGUCUGCGAACUUCCGGAUGUGCCACAGGUGGCUCAGAGCGCCGAUAACGUGUAGAGCGCCGAUAACGUAUGAUUGGCACUCGCGCGGAGUAGUGUAUAAUUUGUAUUAUCUGUCUUCCUUGUGGGUGGCCUCUAGACGGCGUUGAGUAUCUUACUGAAACCUCUAUAUAGAAACCUGAUACCCCUCAACCUUUCUUUUCUGGAUCUUCCCAUCAUAUACCCCAAUAAUCGAAACUUC
Molecule: messenger RNA, 1118 nt
Organism: Fimicolochytrium jonesii
Lineage: Eukaryota; Fungi; Chytridiomycota; Chytridiomycetes; Spizellomycetales; Powellomycetaceae
Exons: 1
Coding region: 105-935 (276 amino acids)
Source: RefSeq, a predicted model, not a curated record